Messenger RNA from Micromonas commoda, 3138 nucleotides. RefSeq lists its product with no specific name. Lineage: Eukaryota; Viridiplantae; Chlorophyta; Mamiellophyceae; Mamiellales; Mamiellaceae. The transcript has a single exon. The record is from RefSeq and is a predicted model, not a curated record. Gene Ontology annotation, molecular function: ATP binding; glycine-tRNA ligase activity. Gene Ontology annotation, cellular component: mitochondrion; chloroplast stroma; cytoplasm. Gene Ontology annotation, biological process: glycyl-tRNA aminoacylation. The coding region runs from base 1 to 3138 and encodes 1045 amino acids.
AUGCAGGCGUCGAACGUCGGGGUUCUUCGCAUCGCAUCCGCCCGUCGUGUCGUUCGGGUGGCGCGCGCCAUCUCCACGGAUGCGCCAGCGAGCGCGCACGCCGCGUCCGCCGCGAAGGGAUCCGGCGCUUCCGCGACCGUCCCAACUUUCCAGGAGGCGAUUCUCAGGCUCCAGCAGUACUGGGCCGACCGCGGUUGCGCCCUCUGGCUGCCGCACAACACCGAGGUCGGCGCGGGGACCAUGAACCCCGCCACCUUCCUCCGUUCGCUCGGCCCCGAGCCCUGGAGCGUGUGCUAUCCUGAGCCCUCCAUCCGCCCCGAUGACUCCCGCUACGGUGACAAUCCCAACAGGGUGCAGCGCCACACGCAGUUUCAGGUGAUCCUCAAGCCGGACCCCGGGAACGCGCAGGAGCUGUACCUCGGCUCCCUCGAGGCGCUCGGUAUCGACACCAAGGCGCAUGACCUAAGGUUCGUGGAGGAUAACUGGGAGUCCCCCGUGCUUGGCGCGUGGGGUCUCGGCUGGGAGGUUUGGCUCGACGGCAUGGAGGUGACCCAGUUCACCUACUUCCAGCAGUGCGGCUCCCUCAAGGUGGCGCCCACCGCCGUUGAGAUCACCUACGGCCUCGAGCGCAUCAUGAUGUCCCUCCAGGGCGUGAAGCACUUCAAGGACAUCAGGUACAACGACACCAUGACGUACGGAGAGAUGCUCCUCCAGAACGAGUACGAGAUGUCCGUGUUCAACAUGGACGAGGCGGACGUCCCCGCGCACCAGCUCAGGUUCGAGCUCGCUGACAAGGAGGCCAACCGCAUGCUCGACGCCAGGCUGCCCCUCCCCGCGUUCGAUCAGCUCCUUAAGGCGUCGCACGCGUUCAACAUCCUGGACGCCCGCGGCGCCGUGGGCGUCACCGAGCGCCAGAAGCUCUUCGCGAGCAUGAGGAAGCUCGCGCGCGAAUCCGCCGUGCUCUGGGUGGCCAGGCGCGAGGAACUCGGCUUCCCCCUCGGCGUAUGGGAGCCCGAGCCCGUCCCCGAUCCGGUCCGGACCAAGGGCGCGGCUCCGACGGAGGCGGCUGAUUUUUUACUCGAGGUUGGCACCGAGGAGCUUCCCCCAGCGGACGUCGCGUCGGGCUCGGAGCAGCUCUCAAAGGCGAUCGAGGCGUGUCUCGACGCCGCGGGUCUCACCCACGGCGGUGUGGUCGUCGGAGCCACCCCCCGUCGCAUGGUCGUCAAGGUCAAGGACCUCGCCGCCGCGCAGGAGAGCAAACAGGAGCGUAACAGGGGUCCCCCCCUCUCCCGCGCCUUCGAGGAGGACGGCGUCACCCCGACCAAGGCGGCGAUGGGUUUCGCCAAGAAGAACGGAGUGGACCCCGCGGACCUCGAGAAGGAUGGCGAGUACGUGUGGGCCAACGUUCAGACGGUCGGUCGCGCCGCGCACGAGGUCAUCGCGGAUGCCCUCCCCGGCAUCGUGGGCGGCAUCAACUUCCCCAAGACGAUGAGGUGGAACGGCGACGCCGCGUUCAGCCGUCCCCUCCGUUGGCUCCUCGCCAUGCACGGCGAGUACCACCUCCCGUUCGUCGCGCUCGGCGUGGCGUCUGGCUCAACCACGCGCCUCCUGCGCAACAGCCCGACGCCCACGGCGGAGGUCACCAGCGCCGCUCACCACGCGCAGCUCCUCGAGGGCGACACGAUCGAGAUCAGCUUCGACGCGCGCCGCGCCGCCAUCUGGUCCGCCGCGGAGAAGCUCGCGGCGGGCGUGAACGGCGUCGUCCCGCCCACCGCCGGCGAGUCUGGCGGUUUGAUCGACGAGGUUGUUAACCUGAUCGAAUCGCCCACGCCCAUCAUCGGCGGCUUCGACCCGGCGUUCCUCGAGCUUCCCAAGGAGGUUUUGGUCAUGGUCAUGCGCAAGCACCAGAGGUACUUCCCCGUGGAGGACGUUGCCACCGGCGACCUCCUCCCGCACUUCAUCACCGUCGCCAACGGAUCCGUCAACCCCGACGUCGUCCGCGCGGGUAACGAGUCGGUGCUCAAGGCCAGGUACGAGGAUGCCAAGUUCUUCUACGAGGCCGACACCCGCAGGAAGCUCGCGGACUUCAAGCCCGAUCUCGCGGGGAUCACCUUCCAGACUGAGCUCGGUACCAUGCUCGAGAAGACGGAGCGCGUGGAGAAGCUGGCGCCCAAGCUCGCGACGUCCCUGGGCUUCUCCGAGUCUGACGCCAAGGUUGCGACCGAGGCUGCCGCACUCGCCCGCGCGGACCUCGCCACCCAGCUCGUUCAAGAGUUCACGUCCCUGGCGGGCGUCAUGGGCAAGCACUACGCCGCUCGCGAGGGACUCGACGCGCCCCUGUGCGAGGCCAUCUUCGAGGCUGCCCUCCCUAGGUCUUCCGGCGACAUCCUCCCCUCCUCCCCCGCGGGUAUUGCCGUCGCCGUCGCCGACAGGCUCGACACCCUCGCGGGUCUCUUCGCGGUCGUUGGGGCCCCCAAGGCGACGGCAGAUCCAUUUGGCCUUCGGCGCGCCGCGUACGGUGCGGUUCAGGCUCUGGUGGCGUCCAACUCCAGGUGCGACCUGCGCGCGGCGCUGGCGGAGGCUGCGGCGCUCCAGCCGGUGGAGUGCGGCGAUGAUGUGGUGGACGAAUGCCUCGAGUACAUGACCAGGCGCCUGGAGCAGUACCUGGUCGACAGCGGGUGCGGCGUGGAGGCUGUGCGCGCGGUGCUCGCGGAGCGCGGUGGUGACCCGGCGGUGGCGGCGGUGACGGCCAGGGCGCUCGACGCGGCGAUCGUCGGCGGUUCCGAGGAGCUCAAGGCGGCGAUGACCGUGCUCGCGCGACCCACCAGGCUGGUGCGGGGCAAGGAGCUCCCGGCCGACCUCGAGGUUAAGAAGGAGAGCCUGGUGGAUGCUGAGGAGGUGGCGCUGUACGAGGCGUACGUCGCCGCGAGGGAGAAGGUUGGGGUCCACUCCGAGGCGACGGUGGGUGACCUGCUGUCGGCGGCUGCGAGCCUGUCCGAGGCGUCGGAAGCGUUCUUCGAUAAGGUGUACGUCAUGGCGGAGGAGCCCGAGCUCCGGCGCAACCGCAUGGCGCUCAUGAACGCGAUCGCGUCUCUCUCCGAGGGCAUCGUGGACUUUACCGAACUUCCCGGGUUCUGA